Messenger RNA from Acomys russatus (golden spiny mouse), 412 nucleotides. It is a transcript of the gene Ndufa1, whose product is annotated as NADH:ubiquinone oxidoreductase subunit A1. The record is from RefSeq and is a predicted model, not a curated record. Lineage: Eukaryota; Metazoa; Chordata; Mammalia; Rodentia; Muridae. Bases 75 to 287 code for a protein of 70 amino acids. The transcript has 3 exons.
CUGCCGGAAGGGAAGUGAAGCCGGGUCACCUCUGAGGAGCUGGUGCCGUUUGGCGUGUGAGUUGAGGCCCAGAGAUGUGGUUCGAGAUUCUUCCUGGUCUUGCCAUCAUGGGGGUGUGCUUGGUCAUCCCCGGGGUGUCCACUGCGUACAUCCACAAGUUCACCAACGGGGGCAAGGAAAAAAGAAUUGCCCGACUUCGGUACCAAUGGUAUUUGAUGGAAAGAGAUAGACGUGUCUCUGGAGUCAAUUGCUACCAUGUGUCCAGGGGCCUGGAGAACAUUGAUUAAGGAAGCAAUUCCCUGGCUGAUGAAAAAAAGUUACUCAGCUGUGGUCAUCUGUUCCUGUUAGAAGGCUAUGCAGCAUAUUAUAUACUAUGCGCAUGUUAUGUGAUGCUUAAUAAAAAGUUAAAAGA